UAAUUGACUAAAGUAGAAGAAAGCUAAAAUGAUGUAAUGGUAAAUGGAAGGAUGGAGGUUGGUUGAAGUGAAAGGAAGUUGAGCCGUUGAAACUGGAAAUGAUAACCUAAUUUAUCUCUGAAUCGCACGUUAUGGCCUAUGGUGCAUGAGGGCAUAGACUAAGUUCAGUUUGACGUCCCCGUGCAAAGCACCCACCCACCCACCUCCCCAACUCUCUAACAACGUUCCCACUUUCUGCAAUUCGGUUUCUUUGUCACCUCCCACCGCUCCUCAUAUUCUGAUGGAGGAGCGGUUGCGGCCUGCGCCGUCGUUGCCACCAGAAUCUCCUCCCGACAUAAAUUAUGAGAGUAGCAAACUCCAAUCACCAGGCAUCGAUUUGAAUACCUACGUUGUCCGAGUCCCGAAGGAUCAAGUCUACCGUUUUCCACCCCCCGAGAAUGCUCGCCUGGCGGAGCUGCAUCAACCCUGUCCUCCAAAACAGGCGAAAACGUCACGAUGCUGCUUGUGUUGCAUAGUAGUCUCCGUUGUCUUCUUGGUCCUUCUGAUUGUUCUGGGAGGCGUUUUAGGUGGACUUUUUUCCAUGUUACUCUCACCAAAAGACCCUAAGUUUUCGGUGGAAAGCUUUACGGUGGCAGAGACCAAAGACAAAUACAGCAUGAGUUUAAGAGUCCACAAUUCAAAUGCAGACCUGGGCAUUUCUUUUAAAAAUAAUAGCAGUGUGAGCCUCUCUUUAGAUGGGAAACAGAUUGCCAAAGGAGACUACACAGGUAUGCAUCUAGACCCUCUUGAUACGACAUCGUUUGGCGUUGCUUUGAAAGGAUCAAAAACUCCUAAGAAGGUGGAGGAAAGCGUUAAUAAUACCAAAAAGAAGGUGGCUGUUACAUUCUCCUUAGCCGUUCGCUCUCGAGCACGAAUGAAAAUGGGGUUGUUGAGCAGUGGGACAAUGACAUUCGACGUUUCCUGCAUGUUCAAGUUAGAUACGUUGGCAAAUUCCACUCGCAUUCUCUCUCAACAAUGCCAAACUAAACGAAACUAGGUAGCUCCCGCACCUGAGUAGAUCAUCCAGGUCUUUUCCUUCUCAAACUUUUUUCUUUUCGUUUAUCAAUACAUGGCCCUGUCGCCCCAGGACUAUGUGCAUAACUUCUAAAUACUUAUUA
Messenger RNA from Vigna umbellata (rice bean), 1157 nucleotides. Its product is annotated as NDR1/HIN1-like protein 13. The record is from RefSeq and is a predicted model, not a curated record. NCBI's taxonomy places the organism in Eukaryota, Viridiplantae, Streptophyta, Magnoliopsida, Fabales, Fabaceae. Gene Ontology annotation, biological process: defense response to other organism. Gene Ontology annotation, cellular component: plasma membrane.